AUGGCACCCAUCCCAACUUCGACCGCUGGCCCCGUCGACGACCACCGCAUCCCGGUCCAGGAUGCCGUCAUGGCCGCUGCUGCCGGUGAGAGGAGUGUCGUCGAAGGCGACGGUCUCUUCGCUCUCAAGAACUCGACCAGCGUGGUGACGGGUGGCGCACGAGGCAUCGGCCUCACGCUCGCCGCUGCGCUCGUCGAAGCCGGCUCACACGUUGUCUGCCUCGACUUGCUGGACGAGCCCUCUUCGGAACCCGACUGGCUCAUGUUCAAGGCGCGGGCCAAGGAGCUCGGUCUCACCGCACGCUACGUUCAGGCCGACAUUACAGACGCACUUCAGAUCAACACUGUCGUCUCUGAGAUCGCUGACGAGGCUGCCUCGCUCGGUCGACCUCUCAACACGAUGCUCCACGCCGCCGGUGUCCAGAAGCCCGGCACGGUAUUUGAUUGCGACCCGGCGCACUUUGACUGGGUGAUGCGCGUCAACGUGACAGGCACCUUCAUUGUCACUCAAGCCGCCGCCCGUGCUAUGCGCAAGCACAAAUCCGGCGGUAGCAUCAUCCUGAUCGCCUCCAUGUCUGGCUACAUCUCGAACCGUGGCCUCUACUGCACCGCCUACAACUCGUCCAAAGCUGCGGUGCACCAGCUGUGCCGCUCCACCGCCGUCGAGCUCGCCGAACACAACGUCCGCGUCAACACCAUCAGCCCUGGCUACGUCAACACCAAGAUGGUCGAACAGCUGCUCCAGAAGGAGCCGGCGCUGCUGGGACAGUGGACCAACGACAACCCCAUGCACCGCAUCGGCGAGCCGAGCGAGUUCAAGGGCGCUGCUGUGUUCUUGGCCAGUGGCGCCAGCUCGUUCAUGACCGGUGCUGAUCUCAGGAUGGAUGGUGGUCACUGCGCUUGGUGA
This is a messenger RNA of Kalmanozyma brasiliensis GHG001, 906 nucleotides long. Its product is annotated as Short-chain dehydrogenase/reductase SDR. The transcript has a single exon. Gene Ontology annotation, molecular function: oxidoreductase activity, acting on NAD(P)H, oxygen as acceptor. Gene Ontology annotation, cellular component: intracellular anatomical structure. The record is from RefSeq and is a predicted model, not a curated record. Bases 1 to 906 code for a protein of 301 amino acids. Lineage: Eukaryota; Fungi; Basidiomycota; Ustilaginomycetes; Ustilaginales.